Molecule: messenger RNA, 369 nt
Organism: Chionomys nivalis (European snow vole)
Lineage: Eukaryota; Metazoa; Chordata; Mammalia; Rodentia; Cricetidae
Product: NADH dehydrogenase [ubiquinone] 1 alpha subcomplex subunit 3
Exons: 1
Coding region: 57-311 (84 amino acids)
Cellular component (GO): mitochondrial inner membrane
Source: RefSeq, a predicted model, not a curated record
CGGAAGGGACCACAACUCCCAGAGAGCUCCUCGCCCUUGUCGGCUCCAAGACCAAGAUGGCCGCGAGAAUCACCACUUUCCUCAAGAAUGCCUGGGCGAAGGAGCCGGUGCUGGUGGUGUCCUUCUCAGUCUGGGGGCUCGCUAUAAUUAUGCCCAUAAUCAGCCCCUACACCAAGUAUGCUUCCAUGAUCAACCAGGCAACACCCUACAACUACCCAGUCCCUGUACGAGAUAAUGGGAACAUGCCUGAUGUGCCCAGCCACCCCCAGGACCCUCAGGGCCCAAGCCUGGAGUGGCUGAAGAACCUGUGAAUACUCCUGCUGAUGAAAGAGGCUCCUUCCCUGUUGCCCCCCAAUAAAAACAAAACAA